This is a messenger RNA of Rotaria sordida, 4113 nucleotides long. The record is from the annotation of a GenBank genome assembly. Lineage: Eukaryota; Metazoa; Rotifera; Eurotatoria; Philodinida; Philodinidae.
AAGUCGAUUUACUAAAAAUAUUUAAAUUUCUAUGUAUUUUACAUAGAUUGUUCUUAUUAGGAACAUUUUUUGCGUUAUUGUUCUUAUUAGGAACAGUGUACCUAAUAAGAACAAAUUCAAUUAUUCUCAAACUACCGCUAAUUACUUAAUUAGUUUACGAGAUAAUUAGAUGAUUUUUACAUCAUUCGAUGCAGCAGACAUUUCUGCACUCAGAUAUGUAAAAAAAGUUUUUUUACCACGAGAAAUGACUUAGUAGCAAAGGAAUUACUCCGACCUCCAAAAAAUCUGUUCUUAUUAGGAACAUUGACUGUAGGCUCAUCUUCAAACUCGAAUGAGACAUUAUUGAGAUUGAAGUUUAUAGAAAAUUUCAUAACGGUCUAACUCUGCUUCCGAAAGUUAUCAUGUAAACGACUGGACAGACGGACACACUAGUCGAUUCUAGCAGUGUACUCACUUUUUGAGUACAUUAAAAAUAUCGUUUUUUCAGUAAAAAUGCAAUCUAUCGAACUAUGAGUGGAAACCCAAAGCUUUUUUUCUUUAUUUCAUAGCCCUAGGUGUUUAGCAUUUACCAAGAAUUGGGUGGGGUGUGGGUUUGGGUGUGGGUGUGGGUGUGGGUGUGGGUGUAGGUGUGGGUGUGUGGGUGUGGGUGUGGGUGUAGGUGGGGUGUGUGGGUGUGGGUGUGAGUGUGGGUGUGGGGUGGGGUGUGGGUGUGUGGGUGUGGGUGUGGGUGGGUGUGGGUGGGUGGGUGUGGGAGUUGUGGUAAGCCUUCGUUAGACGAACUUGCACCCACCCACACUCACACCCACAUCCACACUCAAACCCACAUCCACACCCACCCACACCCGCCUCCACACCCACACCCACCCACACCCGCCUCUACACCCACACCCACCCACACCCGCCUCCACACCCACACCCACACCCAAACAAUAUUAAUGCUAGACGAUAGAAGGAACGAAAAAUAAGAUUAAAAUCAAUUAUUUAUUUGGAUGGAGCAUCAGACGCUCUACAAAAUAGACUAAUUAUCUUCUUUUUCUCUUGCGUUUUUAUAGUCAAAAAUUUUAUUUUCUUAGCACCUAUCAUGACAAAACCGACAUUUUUUUUGUAAUAAAUUUUUUAUAACUCAGUGAUGGUAUGAGCUAGAGAGCUGAAAGUUUUUAUGGCAGUGAAGAGCCUUAAGGAGUAUAGCAUAUUAAAAAUUUAUUUAAAUCGGUUGAGACAAACAGAAGUUAUUAGCGAAAUACAACUGAACCAUCAAUUGUGCCAAAAAGUUGCAAUUCACUCAUAUGCACUCAACGAUCUAUAAAAUGACUGAAACAUUAACUGGCGUUGAAUCAUUCCGACACUGAACAAUUUAUAUUAGAAUAUUCUAUGUUUAUUACUAAUUAUACUAUCCACCUUUUCAAUUUGUCCUUCAAGAAUAUACGAUUUUCUUAAGAGUUUUGUUGCAUGCAUCUACUCUCAUUGUAAAAUUUUAUGCUAUUAGAAAGCCAAAUUACAUUAAUGUGCAGCAUAAUCAUUUAGAAAUUUUACUGUAGCUGUUCUCGUCUGAAACAAAAUCCAUUUAAUUAAAUAGCCCCUUUUUAAUCAUUUGAAUAGCCUUUUUCUCUCGAUUUUAUGAUCUAGCUCACUAUUCAUUACACGUAUCGCUGAUGAGUCUCAUUUAAACGGUAAAAAUAUCUAAACAACAAUAUUACAGAAUUUUUCUUUUGUAUUUAUUAGUGUAACACUUUGAUUUUAGUGGCUUUUUAUUCAAAAAAAACGAUAUUAUAACCAUCCAACAAUCGGUAUAUAAAUUAAAUGUCCUUCCAAAGGUCUUUCUUUUCAGCUAAGGACAUUAAUCUCAUUAUAUAGAUUUCGACAUUGAAUUCCAAUUCAAGUUUUCUAUCUGAGCUUAUUUUCAUUAUCUUCAUGUUCACUAUAAACAUUCAUGUUCCUUUUUCGUUAUUCUUGCUGUCAUUAGUACCUAUAGCUCUGCAUUGUAAAAACAAACCAUAUGACUAGUGUCAAAAUACCAAGAGAAAAAUAAGACUACUUACCUAGUGAUAUCGAAAUAUGUUUGUUGUGUAAUAUGAGUCGGCAAGCGACUUCAGCAUUUAUAGUUGUUGGUAAAUUUUCUUUUUUCCAACAUAGAAUGCCUGAAUCAACCAAGUGUGACUAUUUUUCAUUUGGAAAGCUUCGCUUUUUUUGCAUCAAUACCUGUAAUUGUAUGAAAAAACUGUGCUUGUCGUAUACUUUCUCCUCACCUUGAUGUGGGUUUUUUUCCCAAUGUAAACAAACCAAACCAUGGGUAUUUUAUCAUUCCUUUUCAUCGAUUUCAAGUGAAUCGCAGAGACAUACACUUGGAAUAAAAUAUUUUUGCAUUGUAUAGACUUGAGGAUGGGUGUGGCUGGGUGUAGAUAUGGAUGGGAGUGGAUUGGGUGUGGGUGGGCACGGGUGUGGGGUGGAUGCGGAGGGUGUAGGUGGGUGUGGGUCUGAGUGAAGGUAUAAUUAGAAACAUACGCUCAUACACCCACACCCACCCACAUACAGCCUACUUUUAAUGUUACUUGGAAUCCAACUUUUGCGCUAGACUAAAGAUUGCUCAUAUGGAACAAUUGACAUAAAAAUUAUGUCGUUUGUAUUACAAGUGAGUUCUCUUUUUUUUCUAUAAUUUUGAUCAGUUAAUGUUUUCAUGCUUUCUGUUUACUAGUUGACAUCAUAUAAUUCACGUGCCUAGUUUCUGUCAAUGUGUUCAUAAAUCGGCGUUUCUUCAGGGUGUGGGUGUGGGUGUGGGUGUGGGUGUGGGUGUGGGUGGGUGUGGGUGUGGGUUUGAGUGUGGAUGUGGGUGUGAGUGUGGGUGGGUGCAAGUUCGUCUAACGAAGGCUUCCCACAACUCCCACACCCACCCACACCCACCCACGCCCACACCCACACCCACACCCACACUCACACCCACACCCACCCACACCCCACACCCACACCCACACCCACACCCACACCCUCACAGCAAUGUUAAAUAAAAUAUCUCAAAUAAUAGAUGAUGAACAAAAAGAAAUUAAUAUUUAUGAAUUAUACAAACGAUUAACAAUGGAUGUUAUAUGCCGUUGUGCAUUUGGUAUUGAUACUGAUAUGCAAAAUGAUAUUAAUAAUCCAUAUUUACAAAAAUCAGCUGCAUUAUUUAAAACAGAUAUUGAUGACCUAUUACUUUUUCGAUUGGCUAACUUAAUACCAUUUCUUGCACGUCCUUUACAUGAUAUUGUAUUUGGUUUAGGAGAUGUUCGUCGAAUAUUAAUGAAAUUAAUACCUAUAUUAAAUGAUUAUGUUGAAGAAAUUCCAGCUUUAUGGUUGAUGAAUCGUGUUCAAGAAGUUGUUGAUCUUCGUAUUCAAUCAUCAUCAAAUUCAAUAAAACGCACAGAUUUAUUACAACUUAUGAUGGAAGCUACUCGUGAUAAUGUUAAAGAUCAUGUUGACGAUCCAUCAAUUACAAAAGCAUUACAAUCAAAUGAACUUAUACCGAAUAUUUUUCUUUUUAUGGCUGCUGGUUAUGAAACAACAUCAACAGCACUUGCUUAUUCAACAUAUAUUUUAGCAACAAAACAAGAUAUUCAAGAAAAACUUGUUGAAGAAAUCGAAAAUAGCAACUGGAAUGAUAAUAAUAAUGGAGAAGAAGCGUAUGAUAUAGCAACUAAUCUUUCUUAUUUAGAUUUUUUUGUACGUGAAGUUCUUCGUAUGUAUCCUGUAACAUCUAAAGCAAUGACACAUGAGUGUAAUACAACAACUACUAUUAAUGGUCAUAUCAUAGAAAAAGGUAGUAUUAUUCAACCUGAUGUGUUCACCAUUCAUUAUAAUCCAGAUUUAUGGGGUCCUGAAGACCCAAAUGUUUUUUAUCCUGAGCGACAUUCAGUAAAACGUCAUCCCAUUGCUUGGAUGCCAUUUGGUGUUGGCCCGAGAAAUUGUGUUGGUAUGCGAUUUGCUCUCAUGGAAUUAAAACUAUGUUUAGUUCACUUACUUCGUCAAUAUCGAAUAUUACCUACUGAUAGGAUCGAAGAAGGUUUUAAACAAGAAGAACGACUUGUUAUUCAACCAAAUGCCAUAUUUGCAAGGGGGAAACAGCAGAGACUUCAGCCGUGA